AUGGCCGUGGUGCAGGCGGCGUCGGUGCUCGGGAGCUUCCCGUUCAGGGCGGCCGUGGUCGCGCUCUGCGUGCUGCUGCUCCCGCUCCUCCCGUCGCCACGGGUGCCUGCGGCGGGGGAGGGGGACGGCGGCGGCGGCGGGGGCGGGGGCCAGGCGUUCUUGGCCAAGGUGUGGGAGCUGCUGCACCUGCUCUUCGUCGGGAUCGCCGUGUCCUACGGGCUCUUCAGCCGGAGGAAUGACGGUGGGGGGCGGGUCGAGAAGGAUGCUGCCGCGGCGGCCGGGAAGGCGGACGCGAGGUACGUCUCGCGGAUGUUCCAGGGCGACCUCGUGUUCGACGAUGAUGGCGACGACGGCGUGCCCGACAGCCCCGCUGGCGGCGGGGCGCGGUCCUGGAGCGCGCUGCACCAUCCUGAGGAGCCUGUGGUCAUGGUGGCGGCAGGCGGGGGCGGGCGGAGCCACACCGCGGCCCAGCAGGCGCCACUGUCGCUGCCCGUCCGGGCCCUGAGGCCGCAGGACUCCGCCGCGCCGGGACACGGCAACGGCGAGUCGCGUGCGCAGCCACGCGCCCAUGACACCGUGCUCCCUUCGCCGAUCCCGUGGCGGUCACGGUCCGGGAGGUUCGACGCGCCACCGACUCCAAGCAGCCCCGCACCGUCGCCGAAGAGGCUCUCGCCCGCGUCGUCCAUGUCCGACGAGACACUGGCCAAGGCCAGCGAGGAGCACGCCACCGUCCCCAAGCGGAGGAGCACGUAUAAGUCUUCCAUUUCCUCCCUACCGCCCCCGCCGCCUCCGCCACCCCCGCCGUUCCUUGUCCACAGUUACCACCCUGCGGCCGACCGCCGGACCACUGCGGCGAAGAGCUUCAAGGAGGAGCUGCAGGAUCACAGCACAAGAGGCAGAGGAGACCACGACCAUUACUCGCAGCAGAGUUCGCAGAGCUUCAACAGUUCAUCUACUUACACCAACUCCUCGCCGGCGACGCCAAGAAGCUCUUUCGAUGGCUCCUCCUCGUCGCCGUCAUCGCCGUCAGUCGGUAGAUCAGUGAGAACAAUCAGGCCAAGAGAAGGGAUCCAACCCAAAAUCCAAGAAGUGACCGACGAAGACGAAGCCGGCAAUGCACCGGAUAGCUCGCAUGGAUCAGAAGAGCCAUAUGGAUACAGAGAGUACCAAGCCGUCCCAAGGUUCCAGUACGAGAGGAGGAGCAGCGACCCAAUCCUGGGCAUAGUGGCGGUCUCCUCGGACGAGACCGAGAGCAGCGACGACGACGAGGACGGCGUUGGCGCCUACUCCACGAGGACGAACUCGCCGAGGGAGUCGCCGCCGACGCCGGAGGUGGACGAGAACGAGGUGGACAAGAAGGCGGAGGAGUUCAUCGCAAGGUUCAGAGAGCAGAUCAGGCUGCAGAGGAUCGCGUCCAUCAAGAAGUCCGCCGGACCCCGCGGCCUCAAGCACGGCAAGUAG
Messenger RNA from Triticum turgidum subsp. durum (durum wheat), 1461 nucleotides. NCBI's taxonomy places the organism in Eukaryota, Viridiplantae, Streptophyta, Magnoliopsida, Poales, Poaceae. The record is from the annotation of a GenBank genome assembly.